Molecule: messenger RNA, 2371 nt
Organism: Aedes albopictus (Asian tiger mosquito)
Lineage: Eukaryota; Metazoa; Arthropoda; Insecta; Diptera; Culicidae
Product: stabilizer of axonemal microtubules 1
Exons: 7
Coding region: 529-2091 (520 amino acids)
Cellular component (GO): centriole; axonemal microtubule; ciliary basal body
Molecular function (GO): microtubule binding
Source: RefSeq, a predicted model, not a curated record
GCUAGUCGGUGUUUGGCGGUCGCGCGGUUCACAUCGACGCGGGAAACCGGAAAGAAGCGUGUGUCCGUUUGCCUAGUUUGAAUUUCAAAUUCUCAAAAAAAAAACAGCUUGUUUUUUUCGGUCGCAUCUAAGUCUAAAAGUUCUCCCGUUAGUGCGUGGCAUUUACUUCAAAUUGAAUUACAGAUGACUUAUUGAUCAUUGAGAAGGAAACAACGAAAACAGUCCAUUAAAAGGAAGAGUGAAAACCAACAAAUCAAGUGCUCGCUGUUUGAAGGUCGUUUUGAACUUGCUAAAACCGUUGAAACACCAAAAAAUACCAAACAAAAAAAAGUGGCGCUGAAUGGAUUUCGUUAUUGAUUAAAGAGCAACCUUCCUCUGGAUGCCUGCUGUGCCGAACCGUUGGUAGAACCUGUUGAAGCAGAAGCCGCCCCCGUCCCGUGCAUCACCGGAAGUGCCCACGUUGACGACGAUGGUGUUCCGUGUGAUUUCGUAACGCAGUGUGCCACUGGCAGCGUGUCACAACCGGCCAUGACUGAAUGCUGCGGGGGAGGCACCCCGGCAGCAGCAGCGCUACCAAGGCAGCGGUCACAAGGUAACAUGCCACAGCAGAACUGCUACAACUGUUCCUGCGGGCGGCCGGAUUGCGCUCCGGUUAAGAAGGUGCGCUACGUUCAACCAGCGAGGCGCCAGCCCUGCAAGCCGGUCUCGUGCUACAAACCACCGGAAGUCGAAUUUCAAGGUGAUUCCGUGUAUAAAACAUCGUUCAAUGCCGACCCGGCGACGAUCGUGUGUAAUGCGCGCCCACUACCGAUACCGCCGCGGAACAAUCUGGCGAUGGCACCCGGAUGUCUGGAGCAGAAUACCGUUACCUCGCUUUCUUACCCUGGGUACAACAAUGUGGAACGUCAGAAACCAAUUCUGCCCACCGGCAACCAAAUGAUUGCACCCGGCCCUAUUCAAGAGGUAACCACAACGAGGCAUGACUAUGUCGCUAAAACAACUCCAAAGCGUUCCAAGAUCAUUCCCGAGGGCCACAUCCGCAGUGCCAGCGCUCCGUUUGAGAAGCAAACUGUGAACAAACUGUCGUACGGCAGUCCCGACAUGGUUCACUUCACGCCGGCAAAGUCCUGUAAACCUAUCCGACACUAUACAAGAUCAGAAGUACCGAUGGACUCCGAGACAACAGCCAAACUCAGCUACCCUCCAGUGUGUCCGGCACCUAAAGAAGAUCAUCCGUGGGCGAAACGGGCUGGCUAUCAACCACCUUGCAUACCAAUGGAGCACGACACGACAUACAAUAAAAGCUUUAUGACCAGCUGUGGCGCAGAGCGCCCGAAAAUGAUUCCGCCUUUCAAUAACUUACAUGUACCUGCUGAUUCCGGGUUUGAAUCAAAGACAGUCUACAAAGAAAGUUACCAUAGCGCAUGUGGCGAACGACCGCCAGCGAUCCGCCCUGUCGAACAACUGCGGAUACCGCAUUCAAAGCUGGAAGAUGACACCGUUUACAAGUUAUCCUUCCCUACGUACUGCAAUACGGAGCGUCCUGCACCGAUUAUGCCUAGACCUGCACCGCUGAUCGGGGACGGGCCGAUCCAGGAGAUAACCACUACCCGGCACGACUACAGCUGCAAGAGUGGUACCAAGCGUGAACCGAUCGUGCCGCAGAAUCUGCUGCACAUCCCCCAGGGUAGGCUGGAAAGCAACACCGUCAAUCGGUUGUCCUAUCCGGCCAACAAGGAAAACGUUCAGCCGCCAAAGUCGUGCAAGCCGAUUCUGUCGUACAAGCGGCCUGAAAUUCCGAUGGAGAGCGAAACCACAAACAAGUUGAGCUACAUGCCGGUUUGUCCAGCGCCAAAAGAAUCCUACCCGUGGGCCCAGCGAGCUCGCUAUCAGCCACCUCCACUGCCAAUGGAAUCGGACACGACGGCCAAACUGAGCUAUCCUCCGCCCGGUGAGUUUGUGGACGAGUCCUGUGGUUCCGGACCCAGCAGCGGUCCCUGCUGUCAAUCGUGCAAUCCAUCCAUCGUCAACUGCUGUGCGAACCUGGUCUCGGAUGGUGGCUGCUAUCCUCGGGCAGCGAUCGUAAGCUAAUUCGCCGGGUGCGGCGGUUUAGAAAGCAAACUGGGUCAGGUCAUAAGCUACUACCUAUUACCAACAACAUGUACGUACUAUGUGUAGAAUGGAAAAACUGUAAUUAGCAGCAGCAUACCAAAUUUUGUACCAUAUAGAUUGAAGGAACAAAUUCUUCAUGUAGGAUAUCAUAUUUAUUGAAACUUUAUCUGUGUAGUUUAUAUUUUACGUUAUCGGUUUAGCGAAAAUUAUACGUCCCUAUGAUAAGACCAAAACAAGAUGCCUUACUAUGUGUUCCCGA